CCCCUAGGGUUUCUUGAGGGGAGGCUUAAAAUGUCUGUUGCUGAUGUUGCUUUGAGUCCGAUUCGCAAAGAUAGGUCGACCGGUUAUAUUCAUAGCCGGGCGGGUCUUUGCUCAAGCGAUUCGAUUAUAAUUUACCUCACUGUCGCCGGUUCUGUGAUUCCCAUGCGUGUAUUGGAGUCCGAUUCGAUUGCGUCAGUGAAACUUAGGAUCCAAACAUGCAAAGGGUUUGUAGUGAAGAGACAGAAGCUAGUUUUUGGAGGCAGAGAGCUGGCAAGGAACAAUUCUCUUGUUAAAGACUAUGGUGUCAAUAAUGGGAAUGUUCUGCAUUUGGUUCUUAGGCUUUCCGAUCUUCUUGUCAUCGUUGUGAGGACCACAUGUGGGAAGGAAUUCGAGUUCUACGUCGGUAGACAUCAAGAUGUUGGGUAUCUCAAGCGCAGAAUUGCCAAGAAAGGCAAAGGUUUUGUUGAUCUUGAGGAUCAAGAACUUUUUUCUAAUGGUGAGAAGCUCGCGGAAGAGAGACUCAUCGAUGAUAUUUGUAAGGAUACCAAUGCUGUAAUUCACCUUGUAGUCCAGAAAUCUGCAAAAGUCCGUGCCAAGCCUGUUGAGAGAGAUGUUGAACUCUCUGUGGUUGCAGCGAAUUGGAAUGAAAAGGCAGAUGAAGGAGCACAUGAAAGAGCGAAUAGAUCAGGAAAGCGUCAAGUUGCCUCUAGGAAGCCACCAGAUAGAGAUUUCUUGCUGGAACCGAUUAUUGCUAAUCCGAAGGUGGAAUUGCCUUCAACAGUAUGGGAUCUAAUUAGAUCCUCACUUGAUGGCUUAGACCAUGGCAAACCACCUAUCAGAUCAUCUGAGGGUACUGGAGGAACUUAUUUCAUGCAAGAUGCAUCAGGCAACAAAUAUGUUGCUGUCUUUAAGCCUAUUGAUGAGGAACCGAUGGCUGCGAAUAACCCUCAAGGGCUCCCUGUAACUUCCAAUGGUGAAGGGCUAAAGAGGGGAACCAGAGUGGGAGAAGGAGCAUUGAGGGAGGUUGCAUCAUAUAUUCUGGAUCAUCCAAAGAGUGGGCCUCGCUCAUUAUCAAGUGUGGAGAUUGGUUUUGCAGGUGUACCCCCAACAUUUAUGGUUCAGUGCUUGCAUAAAGGAUUUCACCAUCCAGAAGGGUAUGAGUGUGCACCCCAGAACAUUAAGAUUGGGUCCUUGCAAAUGUUCAUGAAGAAUUGUGGAAGUUGUGAGGACAUGGGUCCACGGGAUUUUCCUGUGGAGGAGGUCCACAAGAUCAGUGUCUUUGAUAUAAGAACGGCGAAUGCAGAUAGGCAUGCUGGCAAUAUUCUGGUGAGCAGAGAAGGGGAAGAGGGCCGGAUUGUUCUUAUUCCUAUUGAUCAUGGCUACUGCCUGCCUGAGAAUUUCGAGGAUUGCACAUUCGAUUGGCUUUACUGGCCACAGGCCCAGCAGCCUUACUCCGCAGAGACCAUUGAGUACAUAAAGUUGCUGGAUUCUGAACAAGACAUUGUUCUUUUGAAGUUUUAUGGAUGGGACCUUUCCCCCGAGUGUGCCCGUACAUUCCGUAUCUCCACCAUGCUUUUGAAGAAAGGGACAGAGAGAGGACUCACUCCCUUUGCCAUUGGAAGCAUCAUGUGCAGGGAAACCCUGACUAAGGAAUCUGUUAUUGAGGAGAUUGUUCAUGAAGCCCAGGAUUCCAUGCUCCCUGGCAUGAGUGAAGCUGCAUUUCUGGAAACUGUCUCAAACAUCAUGGACUCCCGUCUUGACAAGCUCAUGAACUGAUGAUGUUCAUGGGGUUUACAGGCAUAUAUAUCUAUAGUUAUGUAUUUUAAUGAGUGAAUGACCAGUCUUUCCCUCUCUGAGCCCUCCUCGAAUAUUUUCUUCCACUUCUGUUACUCUUGACCAAUACUUUGAUUGUCUUGAGAUGCUGAACAGAAGUUAAAAUCACGAAUAAAAAACCUUGCGUGGCUGAAAUGUUUGUGAGCGCUGAACUCUGAUGUAUUAUAUUGAGGUCAAACAUAAUUUUUAAGUUGUAUAUUUUUUUCACCUCAAUAUCCCAUUGCAUCUGUCUCUGAUUUCAUGAACUAUGGAGCCUCGGAAUGCAA
Ilex paraguariensis (yerba mate) is the source of this 2099-nucleotide messenger RNA. NCBI's taxonomy places the organism in Eukaryota, Viridiplantae, Streptophyta, Magnoliopsida, Aquifoliales, Aquifoliaceae. The record is from the annotation of a GenBank genome assembly.